Molecule: messenger RNA, 4658 nt
Organism: Larimichthys crocea (large yellow croaker)
Lineage: Eukaryota; Metazoa; Chordata; Actinopteri; Sciaenidae
Gene: bbs9
Product: Bardet-Biedl syndrome 9
Exons: 23
Coding region: 143-3151 (1002 amino acids)
Biological process (GO): cilium assembly
Cellular component (GO): membrane; BBSome
Source: RefSeq, a predicted model, not a curated record
UCUACCGUUAAAGCGUCAGUGCCAUGACAACAGGACGAUGGCUCCGAGCGAGAGGCUGAGAAACGUGAUGUUAGCGUCUUAACGAGGAGUUACCGGCCCGUUAACCGUCCGACCGGCUGCGUGUACGUGAAGAAGAGGCAACAUGUCUCUGUUCAAGGCCCGUGAUUGGUGGUCGGCAGCGCUUGGCGAGGGGGAGGAGUUUGACCAGGGAUGCUUAUGUGUUGGAGACGUGGACAACAGCGGCACUGGACAUGACAAGGUGGUGGUGGGCAGCUACAUGGGGAUGCUGCGAAUAUUCUCCCCACAUGCCAAUAAGUCCAGCGAGGGAGUCCCAGUGGAAGCUCAGCUUCUGGAAGUCCAGCUUCAGAACGCCAUCGUCCAGGUGGAAGUGGGCAAGUUCGUCUCGUGCUCAGAGCUUCUUCAUCUGGCUGUUCUUCACCCGCGGAAGUUGUCAGUCUACUCUGUAUCAGGCACUGCUGGGAACGUGGAGCAUGGUGACCAGUACCAGCUGAAGUUGGUUUAUGAACACAAUCUGCAGAGGACAGCCUGCAACAUGACCUACGGCAGCUUUGGAGGGGUUACAGGUCACCACUCCCUGUGUAUCCAGUCCAUGGACGGGAUGCUGAUGUUCUUCGAGCAGGACAGCUACACCUUCGGCAGGUUCCUUCCCGGUUUCCUGCUGCCCGGCCCGCUCAUCUACAACCCCAGAACAGACAGCUUCCUUACAGUUUCCUCUGCGCGCCAGCUGGAGAGCUACAAGUAUGAGACGCUGGCUGUGGCUACAGAGGCUGAGAAUCGACAGGAUCCCGACAUGCCCCUCAAGACCGGAGGCAAGAGGCUGAUGCCUGAUUGGACGUUUGUCCUGGGAGAACAGGCCCUCGACCUCUCCGUGCCCUCCUUCUCCCACUCCUCCUCCUCCAUCUUCGUUCUGGGCGAGAGGAACCUCUACUGUCUCCGCGACAACGGCCAGAUCCGCUUCAUGAAGAAGCUGGAGUUCAACCCCAGCUGCUUUCUGCCCUACACCUCAGUGACCGAUGGCACGACCAACCUGUUGCUAAGUAACCACACAAACAUGCUGCUGGUUUACCAGGAUGUGACUCUGAAGUGGGCGGCCCAGCUCCCCUUUGUGCCCGUGGCCGUUCGCGUUGCCAACUUCCCAGAGUUGAAAGGAGUCGUGAUCAGUCUCAGCUCCGAUGGACACCUCCUCUGCUCCUACAUGGGUACGGACCCCUCCUUCUUCUCCACGCCCAAGGUGGACGCCAGGGAAGUCGACUACGAGCAGGUGGAUGCUGAGAUGAAGAAGCUGCAGAAGUACAUCAGAGAGGCCAGCAGGACUCAGGACAUUCUGCCUAAAAGUGAUGCUGAGGACGACCUCGUAGUCACAGCUGCUGUGUCCCCCAACAUGGACAGCCAAUCGCUAGCACUGAUCCAAGAUAUCGACGGUGUGCCCAUCCCCUCAGUAACCAUCCAGGUGAAGGUGAAGGCCAGCUGUGUCGUACAGUCCUCUAAGCUGACCGUCAGCAUUCAGCCUCCUCUGGCCGUCACUCAGGACCAGUUUGUCCUGGAGCCAAUGGGUGUCGGUUCCUCCACAGUCGUGGCAUUUUCGGCUUUCCUCAACGGCCGUUACCCCCCCGCCGACCUGACCGGAGACAUCACCGUAUCCUACAGCUCGCCGACAGAGCUUAACCCAAAAGGGGUUCCCAGGGUUCUUCAGUCCAGGUUCUGUCUUCCUCUGGCGCUGGUAUGCGUUCCUUCCUCGCCAGCCAAAACCACCAAGUUUAAGAUCACCGUGGACACCAACCAAGCACCAGUCGACCUCAACUCCAUCUUCCCAGAGUUUUCAGCAAAGUCAGAAGAUAAGGACGGGAAUAGUUUGGCUUUCCAGUUCCUGUCAGGAGCCAAGGUUACCGUGCUGGCCUCCAAGACCUCCCAGCGUUACCGUAUUCAGAGCGACAGUUUUGAGGACAUGUGGUUGGUGGUGAAGGAGUUGGUCCAGAGAUUCGACCGACAUUUCACCAAACUGGGCGUCAAAGACUUCAAGAAAAGCUUCAGCGGACCGCUGCCGCUGCAGGAGUACUUCCUGUCCGUAGACCACCACUUCCAGCUGCGCGUCAGUGCUCAGCAGUACCAGGAUCUGCUUUCAGAGCGGGCCGUCCAGUUCAGAGCCAUCCAGCGGCGCCUGCUGACUCGAUUCAAAGACAAAACACCGGCACCCCUGCAGAACCUGGACACGCUGCUGGACGCCACUUACAGCCAGGUGAUGUCGCUAGCGGAGGCUGCGGAGGAGAACCGGGCGCUGCUGGAGGAGGCGUUCGUCCGCCUGCGGAGCGCCACACACCUGCUGGUGCUGCUGCUGUCGCUGUGGCAGGGCCUGACCCCCGACCAGACGACCAUCCUGGAGGCCACGCUGCUGCCGCUGCUGCAGGACACACCGCAGCUGGGCUGGGAGGAGAGCUGCGAUGCCGCCGUGUCCCACCUCCUACGGACCUGCCUGUCACGGAGCCCCAAGGACCAGGCCACAUCCCUGGCCCAGGCCGGAGGCUCCGUGCUGGGGCUCCCUCGGGACACAGCCCGCCUCAAGAAGCACAUCACCCUGCUGUGCGAUCGCAUCGGCAAGGGUGGCCGCCUCACCCUGGCCUCCGAGGCCAACGUCCAGGUCCCCAUCCAGGUCCAGAACCUGGCCGCUCCCGGAGGUGUUGAACCCAUUGCAGAGGUCGCUGACGGUGACGGGGAGGAGCUGGAACUUCCACAGGAAGUGACCAAACUCAUCAAGAAGAAACAGCCCUCUAAGAAAGUCAAGAAAGACAAAAAGGAGGUGUCCAAGGAGACGUCAGAAGCCUCCGUAAAAGAAGAAGUGGGAGGUGCAGAGGAGCCCGUCAAGGUGGCGAAAAAGGAGAAGAAGGAGCCAUCGAAGGAGAAGAAGGAAGCGAAGAAGGAGUCAAGCAAAGAGCCCAAAGAGGAGGCGAAGAAGGAGUCCAAGAAGGAGUCGUCCACCUCCUCCUCUUCCUCCAAGGAGAAGAAGGAGUCAUCAAAGGAGAAGGACAAAGACAAGGAGGCCAGCAGCAAGGAGACGGGCGAGAAGAAAGUGUCCAAGAAGUCGUCCGUAAAAGUGAAAGAGAAGAAGAAGGAGUCGGAGACCGGAGACGCUUGACAGGAGCGCUGCAAUAAGCUCACAUGAUAUGCACACGUAAACAGAACACGAGAUAUAAACAUCAUGCACACACACACACACACAGUGUAUAUGUAUAUACAGGGUCCAUGUAAACAUAUACAACUCCACAUAUGCAGUCUAAAUAUAUAUUUACAUGUAAAUAUUCUCAUCCAAGGCCAUAUAUCUCAGUAGCAAAGCAAUUUCCUCUCAGACGCAUAUUUACAUCAUCUAGUAAUAGUUGAUGCUCACACACACACACACACACACACACGUCCUGUGUUUCUGGUCCGCUGCUGCUGCACUUCACCACAUCCAGCAGUUUUGCUGCCGACGGAGAGCGAGGAGGAAGGGUGAAAUCCUCCUCCUCCUCCUCCUCCUCCUCCUCCCCUCAGACAUUUCGCUGACUCUCUCCUUCCUCCUUCCUUGUCUUCUUCGUCUAGCCUCAGCAGCAGUUGAACCCACAGCCCUGCGCCUCCCUAAUCCCAGGCAGGCCCCAAACCACCCCCCCGCCCACGCACGCUUCUGGAUGUGACGUCGGACCCGCCCAUCUCGCCCCCUCGCGUGGCACCGGGCCUCGCCAGAGCCUCCCCCGCCUCGCCACUAAGAAUAAAUCUCCUGCCGUGUCCAGCAGCCCCGCUGCUUCCGGGUAAAUCAAGGCCACAUCCUACAGACAGCACCACCACCGCCACCGCCACUGCCCCCUCUGACCUCUUCCAGUCAGUCUUGUUUUUUUAAAAAUCUGGGACAGUCAAGGACACGCGGCUGCUGAUGGACACAUACUCGGUACUGCGGGGUCGAACCUGAGACUGUUUUUGCACGGUGGAAACCAACAGGGCGUUUUCUGGAAAAAGCAGGGUGGCAAUCAGCCGCGGCGACGAGACGAGUUUAACACCCGAGGGUUUUUUUUCUGCUCAUCUCCAAGGACUUUAUGAGGUGGAGGCUGGAUAUCACAUCAUCCGUGACAUCAGCAGCAGAUUUAACCAGAUCAGUACGAUACACUUUGAUAUGACACAAUAAGAUGACCAUCACUAGUGCUAGAGGUAGAAUAGGUGUUAGAAUAAACUGCACAGGGUGCAAAGUACAACAAAUAAACACGUUUUCAGACUUUUAGUGGCCGUGCAGAUCUUCAGCUUUUGUUUGAUCUGAUUCUGAGGCUUCAGUUAUUAAGUACGCUUCAGAUUUCUUCUUUAAUCAGCUGUUUACUGCUCAAAAUCCACUUAACGUAAGAUCACACCACAGAAAUGUUGCUUUUACGUCUUUCCAGAAACACGAGCCACGUUUUCGAAGUCUCGUUUUAAAAAAAAAAAGUGUGAUGGAAACAGCAAAAACUAAAUCUAACUGGAGUUGGAAACAUUUCUUUUUGUCUAUUGUACAACUCUAUAAAACAUCCACACAGAUCUGAUGCUCCUCGCUCACAUCAACACUUGAAACAAACACAAAUGUCUGAUUUCCGUCUUGUUUUUUCAUCGUCGAGCAUCGACGUCAUCUCGUUGUGCCGUCCUCUGCU